AUGGCGACGGCCUUGCUCCCUCUCCCUCGCGUCUGCUCCUUAGCCGACAAAGGCGGAAGCUUCUCCUCCUCUCUUUUUCAUCCUCUCUCUUCCUCCGUCGCCUUCUCUUCCCAGCCGUUUCUCCGCCGGGAACGCCUCUCCCUCCGCAAUGCGAGGCCCUUCACCGUGAAGGCCAUGGCCCCUCCGAAGCCCGGAGGCAAAGCCAAGAAGGGUGAGGAAUUUCCCCUUCUUGGUCCCCCCGGAUUUCCCCUUCUUCAUCGUGUCUUUCGUUUGAUGGUUCGUUCCUGGGCCUCUCGGCCUCUGCAGUGGUUGGAGUGGUGAAGCUUGCCCUGGAGGCGGGGAAGGCCACUCCGGCGCCGCCUGUGGGCCCGGCGCUGGGAUCGAAGGGCGUGAAUAUCAUGGCGUUCUGCAAAGAGUACAACGCGAAGACGGCCGAGAAGGCGGGCUAUGUGAUUCCCGUCGAGAUUACCGUCUACGAUGUGAGUCCUCUUCUCGUUCUUCUUCCAGGAUCAGACGCUCAUCAUUCCUCAACAAUCCAUUUAGUUACUUCCUCUCGUGUGAGUCUAAUUCAGGCGUGUCGAACUCCGUUUCUGUGGGCAGGAUAAGAGUUUCACCUUCGUUCUUAAGACUCCACCCGCCUCGGUUCUGCUACUCAAAGCAGCAGGUACGGCCACUUCUUUGAAGGAACCGAGGACUGUUUGGUGCAUAACUUCUUUUGUGCUCCCUUCUCCUCCGAUAUUUCUCCAUGUUUCUCUAUUUCUUCGAGAGAUGGAUGUAGAAUGGGUGUGAUCCUUCUCCUGAUUAGUGGUAGCGGCGGAGAGAAAUGAAACAAGAUCAAAUAUUAUAUGUGCAGAUAGAUUCGGCUGAACAUAUCGAUUUCAUUAGAAUAUGGAAUUUCAGCCGUUUGGGUAUUACUUUUGAGCAGCAAGGAUCCAGAUUUCUCUGCACAAUACUGAAACAAAUCGAUUGGAUGAGAUGGGUUAGACAAUGUUAUGAUCUAAACUAGCGAAGAUGUUUUUUUUUCCAUGUUUCUCUAUUUCGUCGAGAGAUGGAUGUAGAUUGGGUGAGAUAUUUCUGCUGAUUAGUGGUAGCGGCGGAGAUAAAUGAAAGAAGAUCAAGUAUUACAAGUCUCGAUUUCAUUAGAAAGAAAAUGAGUGGAUGAGAUGGGUUAGAUGAUGUUAUGAUCUCCCGUUGUUAUUUCUCUUCAGAUGGAAGAACAACGGGUCCCUUGUGAUUCCUCCGGAGAGUAGUAAGAUAAUGCAUGAUAAAUGGCCUCUGUUCUUCUCCUCAUUUCCAUUCUCCUCAGACUUCGCAGUGGCAGCUGUGUAGAUUGCUUUCACUCAUGCAAAUCUCUCUCUUCUCGCUGUCGUUGUCGUCGUCGUCUGUGUGAAUUGGUCAACGAUGGGACGGAUAUUUGAUCUAGCCAGUAUACCUGAUCAGGCAGUUGCAGAGGAAUAAGGGGACCGCACCAUGGUGAUAUAACUUAGUUUGACCGGCCUAAGUUCAUGAGUCAUUCCUCAGAAAGAUGUUGCUGCUAAUUAUAUACUUAAUGGUGAUUUUUUCCUUAUUUUGUACCCAUUUUCCUUGGUCAAACCAAAUAUUAUUCUCUGGUUUGAUGAAAAAAAAGGUCAAAUUUCUUGUUUUUGACAUGAUUUUUUUAUAUUUUUAUAUUUUAACAACCUCAAGAACCCAACAAAGGUAGGUUAUGGAUUGCUUUUGAAUGAAGGAAGGGCACAGAGGGCUGAAGAUCAAGAAAGAAAAACCCUAGUUCUUCCCCGUCACUAACAGCCGGGCCUCUGUGUUUUCUGUCAAACAGGGGUUGAGAAGGGUUCUAACGAGCCGAAUCGGCAGAAGGUGGGGAAAGUGACCAUCGACCAGGUGAAGGCGAUAGCCACCGAGAAGCUCCCCGAUCUGAACUGCACGACCUUGGAGUCGGCCAUGAGGAUCAUCGCCGGCACGGCCGCCAACAUGGGCAUCGACGUCGACCCACCCAUUCUCGAACCCAAGAAGAAGGUCGUCCUGUAG
Molecule: messenger RNA, 2025 nt
Organism: Spirodela intermedia
Lineage: Eukaryota; Viridiplantae; Streptophyta; Magnoliopsida; Alismatales; Araceae
Source: the annotation of a GenBank genome assembly